AUGUGGUCUGUGGCCUGGGCAGGUUUGAUGGUUCUGCUGACGAUCCAGUGCGGCUCUGCUGCAAAACUGGUCUGCUACUUCACUAACUGGGCCCAGUAGGGGGGCGCUGCUUGCUUCUUGCCCAAGGACUUGGACCCCAAUCUGUGCACCCACCUCAUCUAUGCCUUUGCCGGCAUGAACAAUCACCAGCUCAGCUCCAUAGAAUGGAAUGAUGAGUCACUCUACAAGGAAUUCAGUGGCUUGAAGAAGAUGAAUCACAAGCUGAAGACACUGCUGGCCAUUGGGGGCUGGAAGUUUGGCACCCAGAAGUUCACAGAUAUGGUGGCUACAGCCAACAACCGGCAGACCUUUGUCAACUUAGCCAUCAGGUUUCUGCGCAAAUACGGCUUUGAUGGCCUUGACCUUGACUGGGAGUACCUAGGAAGCUGGGGGAGCCCUGCUUCAGAUAAGCAGCACUUCACAGCCCUGGUGCAGGACCUGGCCAACACCUUUCAGCAGGGAGCCCAGACCUCAGGGAAGGCACGCCUCCUGCUGAGCACAGUGGUCCCAGCAAGAUGACACUGCAUAGAAGCUGGACGCGAGGUGGACAGAACUGCCAGGAACCUGGAUUUCCUCAGCCUUAUGGCCUAUGAUUUCCAUGGCUCUUGGGAGAAGACCACAGGGCACAACAGCCCCCUGCACAAGAGACAGGGAGAGAGCGGGGCCAUGGCCAGAUUCAACGUGGACUCUGCUGUGCAACAGUGGCUGCAGAAAGGGACCCCCGCCAACAAGCUGAUCCUCGGCGUGCCCACCUAUGGACGGUCCUUCACCCUGGCCUCUUCGUUGGACACGGGAGUGGGGGCCCAAGCCACGGGACCUGGAACUCCUGGCCCCUUCACCAAAAAGGGAGGACUGCUGGCUUAUUAUGAAGUCUGCUGCUGAAAGGGGGCUGCUGAGCACAGAAUCAGGAACCAGAAGGUGCCCUAUGACUUUCAGAGCAACCAGUGGGUGGAUUUCGAUGACAUGGAGAGCUUCAAAACCAAGGUCAGCUAUCUGAAGCAGAAUGGACUGGGCGGGGCCAUGGUUUGGACCCUGGACAUGGACAACUUUGCUGGUUUCUUCUGUAACCAGGGCCGAGACCCCCUCAUCAAGAUGCUGUGGUUGGAGCUGAGUCUUCCAUAUAUGCCUUUAGGUCCACCAGAGCCUGAAGUUCCUGCAUGAGGCCAGCCCUCUGAAUCUGAGCAUGGCUCCAGCCUUGGACAAGACAGCUUCUGCCAAGGCAAAGCUGAUGGGCUCUACGCCAACCCUGUGGACCAGUCCAGCUACUACAAUUGUACAGGGGGGUGGUUGUCCCAGCAAAGCUGCCCAAGGAGCCUGGUGUUCAGCUUUUCUUGCAAAUGCUGCACCUGGAGUUGA
Molecule: messenger RNA, 1395 nt
Organism: Hippopotamus amphibius kiboko
Lineage: Eukaryota; Metazoa; Chordata; Mammalia; Artiodactyla; Hippopotamidae
Gene: CHIT1
Product: chitinase 1
Biological process (GO): chitin catabolic process; carbohydrate metabolic process
Cellular component (GO): extracellular region
Molecular function (GO): chitinase activity; chitin binding
Source: RefSeq, a predicted model, not a curated record